Molecule: messenger RNA, 923 nt
Organism: Brassica oleracea var. oleracea
Lineage: Eukaryota; Viridiplantae; Streptophyta; Magnoliopsida; Brassicales; Brassicaceae
Exons: 7
Coding region: 233-769 (178 amino acids)
Source: RefSeq, a predicted model, not a curated record
UCUCUCAGACUCUCUGCAUUUACCAAACAAGAGUCGGAGUGUAUCAGCACUUCGAAGGUAAACCUUGCUGUUAGGGACGAUUGCUGUCGCGUCUGGAUCUUGUUUCUCAGUUUUGCAAGAACAAUUUCUCUGAGAUCAGACGCCUUUUGAUUUUUCCAUCAUUAAUUUUCGUACGGGGUUCAGAGGUUUGGUCUGUUCUUCAGUGCUUGAGUUGUUUUGAUACGCCGCAGCCAUGGAUGUUGAUUCACAGCCAAUGAUGGAGGAGACCAUACUGGUCGGUGACGACCUAAUGAUGGGUCCUCCAUCUCCUGUCAUCCCUCCUGAAAUUGCUUCACAUGUCCUCGAAGGUGUUGAACUCUGCGAUGGCAUUUUGAGGAAUCUAUUCCUAUGCUUGCAAAUCAAUGAUAUUGAACCAUUUUGCCAAGAUGAGCUUGCCUUGUAUCGACAAUGUGCUGAAAACAGGGACAAGGUAUUGAGAGUAAGGCUUCAAGAGAGCGAAUACAAGUUAGGAUCGUCAAUGCCUAUUGAUCUUGCUAAGGAAAGGGUUACUCAGCUUGAAUCUGAAGCCACAUCACUAGAGAGGCAUUUGAUUCUAGCUAGUGGAGCUGAAGGAAUCGAAGGAUUUCGUCAGAGGUGGAGUUUGCACGGUCGUAUGACAGAUACCAAGAAAAGACUGGAGUCACUGAAGCGAGGAAUGGAAAAUAGGAAAAAGGAGGGACAUGAUCAGCCGGCGAAACCUUCUACUCCGAAGAGAUGGUUUCUUUGGUGAAGCUUUUGUCAUUUUACUAGCAUGCUCCAGAGAAUGAAUCAUACAAUCUAAAAAAUAAUAAUGCAUUUAUGGUGCAGAUGCUUCCCAAUGUAACCAUGUUUUCAUAUGGAAAGUAGAAUAUAUUUACUUAAAAGCACUCGUUUGGAUUGUGAUA